ACUUCAAAACAUUGAAUGACCAGGUGCCAGAUGCGAGCAAGUCCACUAUUGUCUCUUGCUAGACUUCUGUCGCUUUUUGGUAACUUUUAUCACUGGGAGUAAGAGAAAAACGUGGUUGUUUUCGUGGUUCUUGUGCCGCCAACAUGGCGGAGCCGCUGCUGGAGUUUGAGACGGAGAUGUUUCUGAGUCUGUUCGGCUGUGACGGGCUGCUAGUGGUAGCGGAGGGGAUGGGGAUAGACCGCAUCCUGCUGCAGUUCAUGCGGGUUUACUCGGAGCAGGGCAGCCUGGUCCUUCUGCUCAACACAACCACACCAGAACAGGAAUAUUUCACGGAGCAGUUGCGAGCGGAGGGUGUGACCCACCUACCCAGGACGGUGACCAGCGACGUGCAGAGCACUGAGCGCUAUAAUGUUUACACUGAAGGAGGAGUGCUUUUCGUCACCAGCAGAAUCCUGGUGGUCGACUUCCUCACUGACCGCAUCCCCGCUCAUCUCAUAUCAGGCAUCCUGGUGUAUCGUGCUCAUAAAAUCAUUGAAUCGUGUCAGGAGGCUUUCAUCCUUCGUCUGUUCAGACAGAAGAACAAGACGGGCUUCAUUAAAGCCUUCACUGACAAGGCCACGUCCUUCUCCUCGGGCUUCUGCCAGGUGGAGCGUGUGAUGAGGAACCUCUUCGUCAAGAAGCUCUACCUGUGGCCCAGGUUUCAAGCAUCAGUAAACACUGCGCUGGACAGGCACAAGCCCGACGUGGUAGAGCUCCAUGUGUCACUGACGCCGGCUAUGAGGGCCAUCCAGAGCUCCAUCCUGGAUAUCAUGAGCGCCUGCCUGAAGGAGCUGAAACGCUACAACCCCACCCUAGAGGCCGAGGACCUCUCCGUGGAGAACACGCUCGGCAACGCCUUUGAAAAGACCAUCCGUCACUACCUGGACCCCUUGUGGCACCAGCUGGGAGCAAAGACCAAGGCCCUGGUCCAGGACCUGAAAGUGCUGAGGGUUCUCCUGCUCUACCUCACCCAGUACGACUGCGUCACCUUCCUCAAUUUGCUCGAGUCGCUGCGCUCCAGCCAAAAGAUCUUUGGAUCCAAUUCAGGGUGGUUGUUCCUCGACUCCAGUACCUCCAUGUUUAUGAAUGCCAGAGGUAGAGUGUACCGCAUCCCUGAGAGCAAGAAGAAACUCAAAGUGGGAGCGGAGGCAGAGAAACCGAAGUCGUCCUCUGCCUUAGAGGUGAAGCGAGAACUGGUGCUGGAAAAGAGCCCAAAGUGGGAUGCUCUGACGGAGGUACUGCAGGAGAUUGAGAAGGAAAACAAGAGCUCUGAAGAUGAACCAGGUCGGGUGCUGAUCUGUGCCAGCGAUGACCGGACUUGUGCCCAGCUGCAGCAGUACAUCAGGCGCGGCUCUGACUGGAUGCUUAACCGACUGUAUGCCCGCACAAUCGGUAAGCGGGACUCUGCUGCAGCCGCUGCCUUUGAACUUGACUUGCACAAAAAGGGCAACGGCUGGCCUAAAAAAGGAGCCAAGGGAAAGGAGCCUGCACAGAAAAAACCCACAAAGUCCACAAAGAGUAAAAAAAGGCCAUCCCUGACCCUGACCCAGAUGGUGGGGAAAGAGGAGAUGGAUGAAACAGCUGCGAUGGGCAGCAGUGGAGAUGAGGAUGAACUGAUGGGGGAGGACGGAGGGGAGGAAGAACAGCUGAAGCUGGAUUUGUCAUCGGACGCCUACUAUGGCAUCCUGAAGGAGCCGCUGACUGUCCUCCACCCACUGAAAGGCCUCACUGACCCCCACAGCUUGACGCGGGUGCUGCACGAGGUGGAGCCCGGUUUCGUGGUGCUGUACGACGCUGAACUCAGUUUCGUCCGACAGCUGGAGAUCUACAAAGCCAGCAGGCCCGGAAAGGCACUGAGGGUGUAUUUCCUCAUCUACGGAGGCUCGACAGAAGAACAGAAGUACCUGACGGCGCUGUCUAAGGAAAAGAAGGCUUUUGAACACCUGAUCAGGGAAAAGGCUACUAUGGUCGUCCCAGAGGAGAGGGAGGGGCGAGAAGACACCAACCUGGACCUUGCUAGAAAUUUAGAGCCUGCCAAUGCCACCACUAACACCCGCAAAGCAGGAGGCCAGGAGCAGCCCAAAGAGCCCUCGCGAGUCAUCGUGGACAUGAGGGAGUUCCGCAGUGAACUGCCCUCCCUGCUGCACCGCCGUGGGCUGGACAUCGAGCCCGUCACCCUAGAAGUAGGUGACUACAUCCUGACCCCGGACACAUGCGUCGAGCGCAAGAGCGUCAGUGAUCUGAUUGGCUCGUUGCAGAGCGGCCGCCUCUACACCCAGUGUCUCUCCAUGACCCGCUACUACAAAAAACCAGUGCUUCUCAUUGAGUUUGACCCAGCAAAACCGUUUUCCUUAACGGCCCGAUCAGAUUACCGUCAUGAGAUCUCGUCCAAUGAUAUUUCUUCAAAACUCACCUUACUCACCUUGCAUUUCCCCCGGCUGCGUAUACUCUGGUGCCCCUCCCCACACGCCACAGCUGAGCUCUUCCUGGAGCUGAAGCAAGGUCGCUCUGAACCCGAUGCUGCAGCAGCUCAGGCAGUCACAGCCGAGUCAGACAUGGUGGCUGAAUCGGCAGACCUCUACAACCCCGGACCUUAUGACUUCCUGUUGAAAAUGCCUGGGGUCAAUACAAAAAACUAUCGGGUUCUUGUGAAAAAUGCAGACAGUCUGGCAGAUUUGGCCAAACUCAGUCAGGACAAGCUAGCAGAAAUACUCGGGAAUGCCAGCAACGCUAAGUUGCUCUAUGAGUUUCUGCAUAAUGUCGCUGAUGUUCCUGCUCCAAUGCAAAGGGCCAAACAGACAUGAUAGGCAGUAAAGAAAUAGAGGGAAAGUAAAGGGAAAAUAUGCCUUCUUCUACUUUUAAAGCAUCUGAUUGUAUAUAAAUAUAUUUGUCCUGGUAUCAGGAUUAGUUUUACAUUGUAAAGUUGGAUGACAGCGACGUUAAUGUAAAACGAUACAGACUGAGUUCACACCUUACAUUUGUUCAGUAUGAGUCUUUAUCAUCAAAAGUGAAAUGUGUAUUAUAUUAAUGUACAGAAUGAACUGAAAUAAUGCAGUGUUUUUUAUAUUGUAAACUAUUCUGAAAAUAGAACAUUAGAUUUGUUUUA
This is a messenger RNA of Perca flavescens (yellow perch), 3145 nucleotides long. RefSeq names its product excision repair cross-complementation group 4 (gene ercc4). The record is from RefSeq and is a predicted model, not a curated record. Gene Ontology annotation, biological process: double-strand break repair via homologous recombination; resolution of meiotic recombination intermediates; nucleotide-excision repair involved in interstrand cross-link repair. The coding region runs from base 144 to 2843 and encodes 899 amino acids. The transcript is spliced from 10 exons. Gene Ontology annotation, cellular component: nucleotide-excision repair factor 1 complex. NCBI's taxonomy places the organism in Eukaryota, Metazoa, Chordata, Actinopteri, Perciformes, Percidae. Gene Ontology annotation, molecular function: single-stranded DNA binding; damaged DNA binding; single-stranded DNA endonuclease activity.